This is a messenger RNA of Chanos chanos (milkfish), 1677 nucleotides long. RefSeq names its product solute carrier family 45 member 2 (gene slc45a2). The transcript has 7 exons. The record is from RefSeq and is a predicted model, not a curated record. NCBI's taxonomy places the organism in Eukaryota, Metazoa, Chordata, Actinopteri, Gonorynchiformes, Chanidae. Gene Ontology annotation, molecular function: sucrose:proton symporter activity. The coding region runs from base 1 to 1677 and encodes 558 amino acids. Gene Ontology annotation, cellular component: membrane.
AUGACUCUUCCAACAGAAGACAAACCCUGCAGGUUCCCCGAACCUGGGAACCACAUCACAGCCAUGGAGCCCUACGUAGUAGAUGGAGUAUCCAAGUUGGAUUACGUUGACAGUGUGGAACAAGCCGUGUUUGAGGUGGUGGAACCUCCCAAGAGGUCUCGAGGUAGACUCAUUAUGCAUGGCAUGGUCAUGUUUGGAAGGGAAUUCUGCUAUGCCGUGGAGGCUGCAUUUGUCACGCCAGUUUUGCUCAGUGUGGGACUCCCAAGGAGCUUGUACAGUCUGGUGUGGCUUUUAAGCCCCAUUCUGGGUUUCCUCUUGCAACCUGUCAUAGGUUCAGCAAGUGAUUACUGUAAGUCCCCAUGGGGAAGAAGGAGACCCUACAUCCUGUCUUUGGGAAUCAUGAUGCUAGUGGGGAUCACAAUGUUUCUAAACGGAGACGCAGUGAUAUCAGCCAUAGUACAGGACAGGAAUGUGAAGAGGACGUGGGCUAUCGUGGUGGUCAUGUUUGGAGUGGUGCUGUUUGACUUUGCAGCAGACUUCAUUGACGGCCCUGUAAAAGCCUACCUCUUCGACGUCUGUUCUUAUCAGGACAAGGAAAGGGGCCUUCAUUACCAUGCCCUGCUCACAGGUCUCGGGGGUGCCUGCGGAUACCUGAUUGGAGCCAUGGACUGGGGUCACUCAUCAUUGGGUGUGCUGCUAGGAUCAGAAUACCAAGUUAUUUAUUUCUUCUCCGCACUGACAUGGGGCACUUUUCUCACUGUGCACCUCUUCAGCAUCCCUGAGCAGCCCCUGAGCAGAACAUGCAGGUCUGACUCGUCAGCUAACGCCAAUCUGCUGCUUCUGCACACACAUGCCAACGGCUACGGGGCGCUACCCAAGGAGCAAACGCCCGUGCCGGAUCUGAGGCCUCGUUCUUUCUCUGCCCUGAGCGAGGCAAACGCCGUCACUUCCAGCGCCAAGCAGCCCAACAAAGAGGCACAGAAGCGGAUGACGCUGAAGUCGUUGCUGUCCACUAUGAUUAACAUGCCCAGUCACUAUCGAUGCCUGUGCAUGAGCCACUUGCUGGGCUGGACGGCCUUCCUUUGUAAUAUGCUCUUCUUCACUGACUUCAUGGGCCAGAUUGUUUACAAGGGGAACCCGUAUGCAGAGCACAACUCCACAGCCUAUGCCACUUAUGAGAGAGGAGUGGAGGUUGGCUGCUGGGGACUGUGUAUCAAUGCUGUGUCCUCUGCUCUAUAUUCCUAUGUGCAAAGGCUCCUCUUGCCCUAUAUUGGUCUGAAGGGACUGUACUUUGUUGGUUACUUUGUUUUUGGAUUGGGCACCAGUCUGAUUGGACUGUUUCCAAACAUCAUCUCCACACUGACACUGUGUAGUGUCUUUGGUGUAAUGUCUAGCACACUUUACACUAUUCCCUUCAAUCUCAUCUCUGAGUACCACAGGGAAGAAGAGGACAAAAGGAAAAUGGCCAGUGAAGGCUCUGAUGAUCAAGGACGUGGGACUGGUGUGGACUGUGCUGCUCUUACCUGCAUGGUUCAGUUAGCUCAGAUUAUUGUUGGUGCAGGACUAGGUGCCCUGGUCAAUCUUGCAGGCAGUGUGACGGUGGUGGUUCUCUCAGCUUCAACUGUGGCCCUUAUUGGCUGUCUCUUUAUCGUUCUUUUCAUCAGAUACGUGGAUUAA